AUGGAUCCUAUACUCGGCCAGAGCUACGGCUACGGCUUUGCCGUGGGGUUGGGUGCUGCGUUUGCUCUUCUAAUGGUGUUUAUUACUAAGGUCUUGGCUAAGUAUAUGGGCCAGGUGCAAAACUCUGAAAGAUUCACUACGGCUUCCAGAAGCGUGAAAGCUGGUCUUAUUUCGUCUGCAACUGUUUCUGCGUGGACAUGGCCUGCUACGCUUCUUUCUUCUGGUGCUUGGAGCUACCAGCAUGGUAUCAGUGGAGGGUACUUUUAUGCUGUGGGAGGAGCGCUUGAAGUAACCUUGUUUAUGUUUUUGGCUAUUCAGAUAAAGAGAAGGGCUCCAGCGGCUCAUACCAUUCCUGAGAUCUUUUAUGUGAGGUUUGGCAAAUGGGGCCACAUUGUCUUCUUGUGUUAUUGCAUGGCUACUAAUGUGCUUACCUCGGCGUUGCUUCUUCUAGGAGGCUCCCAGGCGUUUGCUAUAACCACGGGGAUGCAUACCGUUGCAGCUUCGUUUUUGCUUCCGCUAGGCGUGAUUGUUUAUACGGCUCUUGGAGGUCUCAAAGCAACGUUUGUUUCUGACUGGAUCCAUACGGUCAUUAUUUAUGGAAUCCUUCUUGCUUUGAUCUUUUACAUUUUCUGCUCGUCACCAUUGAUCGGAUCGCCAAGCAGAAUGUACGAUCUCCUUAAAGAAGCACAGAUUCUUCAUCCUUCUCCAGGAGACAGCUACCUCAGCUUCAAGGAUAAAGACAUGAACUUUCUUGCCUGGUCUGUGACUCUUGGAAACCUCUGCUCAGUGUUUGGAGACCCUGGCUAUGCCCAGCGUGCUAUUGCUGCUGAUGCUCGUUCGGUGUUUGAAGGGUACUUGAUGGGCGGUUUGUGCUGGUGGAUCAUUCCAAUGGCUUUGGGACUGUCAGCUGGGUUGGCAUGUCGUGCUCUUUUGAACAACCCUGUUUCUGUGACAUAUCCUGAUCCACUUACAGACUUUGAGGUGGAAGCUGGACUUCCAGUGAUCUAUGGAAUGACAGCUAUCUUUGGCAAAGGUGGUGCUGCAGCAGGUUUAGUGAUGCUUUUCAUGUCGGUAACUUCUGCUACUUCAGCCGAGCUCAUUGCCUUUUCUUCUGUUGUCACCUAUGAUCUUUACAGAACUUACUUCAGGCCCAAUGCAACUGGUAAAGAAUUAGUUCUUGCAGCACAUAGCUUUGUUGUGGGGUUUGGUAUAUUCAUGGCUGCCUUGGCUACAGUGUUAAACUACGUUGGUGUGACUGUGGGCUGGCUUUUAAGUUUUGUGGGAAUCCUUCUUACUCCCACAGUGAGUGUGGUUAUAUUGACACUCUUCUGGAACAGAAUGACUUCAAAGUCACUCAUCAUAGGUGCCCCUUUGGCUACACUUACUGGUGUAGCGUGCUGGAUAGGUGCUACUUACAGUUAUGGAGAUGGCGUGGUGAACAAAUCCACCCUUAUGAUUACUGAAGCUACCUUCAUUGGCAAUAUUGUUGCUUUGGGAUCAUGUCCCAUAUAUGUUGCUAUCAUAUCACUUGUGGCGCCUGAUCCAGCACCUUUCGAUAUGGAUAUUCUUGCUACUGAAAUCACCAUGGCAGAUGAUGUAGAUGAAGAAGGAAAACAAGCUGUUGUGGUUUCAGACGCAGAGAAACACCUUUUGAAGAAGCAAGUAUGGACGAGUGCAUUGGCAAACAGCAUUAUUCUCUUCGGCUGCCACAUACUUGUCCCGCUUGCAUUAUAUGGCAGCGGUUACGAGCUGACCCGAGGUGCCUUCACCUUCUUUAUUGUUGUCAACAUUGUGUGGGCGGUUCUAGCAGCAGCUUACAUUAUCAUUGUACCUCUCUGGCAAGGAAGAGAGGCCAUCAAGACGGUUUCGCUUGUCAUGCUUGGCAAAGGAGAGAAGAAGGAGGAGGUCGAAGAAGAUGACGAAAGCCAUGAGUCUGUUGAAAUCUUGGUUUCACCCAAGGGAACAGAAACAGUGCAUUCGUAG
Molecule: messenger RNA, 1983 nt
Organism: Candidozyma haemuli
Lineage: Eukaryota; Fungi; Ascomycota; Pichiomycetes; Serinales; Metschnikowiaceae
Product: sodium:solute symporter family protein
Exons: 1
Coding region: 1-1983 (660 amino acids)
Biological process (GO): putrescine transport; spermidine transport; urea transmembrane transport
Cellular component (GO): plasma membrane
Molecular function (GO): spermidine transmembrane transporter activity; putrescine transmembrane transporter activity; urea transmembrane transporter activity
Source: RefSeq, a predicted model, not a curated record